AUGACGUCAAUCGUACAACCCUCCCUACUCCUUUACAGUCGUAUAUAUAUCACCUCAACGAACAGGAUCAUCUUCCAUUCGGGCAAGUCCACCACCACUGGCCAUCUGAUCUACAAAUGUGGUGGCAUCGACAAAAGAACAAUCGACAAGUUCGAGAAGGAAGCCCAAGAGAUGGGCAAAGGUUCUUUCAAGUAUGCCUGGGUCUUGGAUAAACUGAAAGCCGAGCGUGAGCGUGGUAUCACCAUCGACAUCUCCCUGUGGAAAUUUGAGACCAGCAAGUAUUACGUGACUAUCAUUGAUGCCCCAGGACACAGAGACUUCAUCAAAAACAUGAUUACAGGCACAUCUCAGGCUGACUGUGCUGUUUUGGUUGUGGCUGCUGGUGUUGGAGAGUUUGAAGCUGGUAUUUCCAAGAAUGGGCAGACCCGCGAGCAUGCUCUGCUUGCCUAUACUCUGGGUGUAAAACAAAUGAUUUGUGCUGUUAACAAGAUGGACACAGCCGAAUAUAACAAUACUCGCUUUGAUGAAAUUGUGAAAGAAGUCGGCAACUACAUCAAGAAAAUCGGUUACAAUCCCAAGGCAGUACCUUUUGUGCCUGUGUCAGGUUGGCAUGGCGACAAUAUGAUUGAACCUAGUAACAACAUGUCAUGGUAUAAGGGAUGGAGUAUCAGCCGGAAAGAAGGGGAAGCCAGUGGAGUAACCCUGAUCCAUGCCUUGGAUGCUAUUAUCCCUCCUCAACGUCCUGUUGACGUACCUCUUCGUCUUCCAUUACAGGAUGUUUACAAAAUUGGAGGUAUUGGAACUGUGCCCGUCGGUAGAGUUGAAACUGGUAUCCUUAAACCCAGUAUGGUGGUGACAUUUGCCCCCUCCUGUCUGUCAACUGAGGUAAAAUCUGUGGAAAUGCAUCACGAAGCCCUGAGUGAAGCUAUGCCAGGCGACAAUGUUGGGUUCAACGUUAAGAACGUAUCUGUGAAAGAUCUUCGCCGUGGUUUUGUUGCCGGAGACAGCAAGAACAACCCACCCAAAGAGACUAAACAAUUUGAAGCUCAGGUUAUUGUCAUCAAUCACCCUGGUCAGAUUCAACCUGGAUACAGUCCAGUUCUGGAUUGCCACACUGCACAUAUUGCCUGCAAAUUCGUUGAACUCAAGGAGAAAAUUGACAGACGUUCUGGUAAAAAGAUUGAGGAUGCUCCCAAAUUUAUCAAGAGUGGUGAUGCUGCUAUUGUCACACUGAAGCCCAGCAAGCCAAUAAGGUUCUGCCAAAGUAACCAAGUCUGCUGCAAAGGCCCAGAAGGCCGAGAAAGGGAAAAAGUGAAGCUUCUGCUUUCAUGGCCUGUAUGGUUGCUUAGGUCUAAAAUUCACCGCAAGGAAUUCAGACGGAAAGACUGGACUUCAAGAAAAACGGGCCUGUCAUUGUAA
This is a messenger RNA of Acanthosepion pharaonis, 1419 nucleotides long. The record is from the annotation of a GenBank genome assembly. NCBI's taxonomy places the organism in Eukaryota, Metazoa, Mollusca, Cephalopoda, Sepiida, Sepiidae.